AUGCGCAGCAGCAGCAGCCGGCGGCGCGAGCCCCAGCUUGGGAGAUGGCGGCGGCGGCGGCGGCGGCGGCGGCGGCGCCGAGCGUGUGAGCAUCACCCCCGGGAGCCGCCGGCCUCCGGGCCACAGGGCGACCUCGGUUCCCGCCCGUCCACCUUGCCACCAUGGGCAACGAGGCCAGCCUGGAGGGUGGCGCUGGUGACGGGCCCCUGCCGCCCGGAGGCUCCGGCCUGGGUCCGGGCCCUGGCCCCGGCCCCGGCCCCGGCCCGGGGAAGCCUCCUUCAGCACUGGCCGGCGGCGGACAGCUCCCCGCGGCGGGCGCAGCGCGGGGCCCAGCGGGACCGGCGCCCCCGGGCCCCGGCCCCGGCCCCGGCCCCGGCCCCGGUCCCGGCCCCGGUCCCGGCGCAGGCCCCGGCAGGACCUGGUGUUGGGGUUCCAGUAGGAGAUACUUGCCAAGACUUGGCACAACGUGUGGCAUAUGAUGGCUACCGUACUGCUGCUGGUGUAUCUCGGAGAGUGGACCCCAGGGAGCCCCUGAGUAGCCAGAGAGCAGCUUCCUCCACCCUAAAACAAGCUUCUGCUACUGCUCCCGGCCGAGAGAGUCCCCGGGAGACAAGAGCACAGGGUCCAGCAGGCCAGGAGGCCGAUGGCCCCCGCAGGACGCUUCAGGUAGACAGUAGGACACAGAGAUCGGGGCGAUCUCCCUCGGUGUCACCGGACAGAGGCAGCACCCCCACUUCCCCCUACUCCGUUCCCCAGAUCGCUCCCCUUCCCAGCAGUACCUUGUGUCCUAUCUGCAAGACCUCGGAUCUCACGCCGACUCCCAACCAGCCAAAUUUCAACACCUGCACCCAGUGUCACAGCAAGGUGUGCAACCAGUGUGGGUUUAAUCCCAACCCUCAUCUCACCCAGGUGAAAGAGUGGCUCUGUCUGAACUGUCAGAUGCAGAGGGCUCUAGGAAUGGACAUGACCACUGCACCUCGCUCUAAGAGCCAGCAGCAGCUCUACUCCCCAGCUCUGUCUCCUGCCCACUCGCCAGCCAAACAGCCUCUGGGGAAGCCAGAACCAGAGAGAUCUCGGAGCUCAGGUGGACCCCAGCCUAGCCCCCGGCAGGCUGAGACAGCCAGGCCCACCUCAGUGCCGGGGCCUGCCCAAGCAACUGGCCCUCCUCAGCCCCCUCUCCCGACUAAGCCUUCCACAACUGAGCCCAGGCCCCCUUCCGGAGAGGCCCCGGGCAAAAGUGCCACCACAGUGCCCCCUGGGCUUGGUGCUGGCGAGCAGACCCAGGAGGGCCUCACUGGGAAGCUCUUUGGCCUUGGCGCAUCACUACUCACCCAGGCGAGUACCCUCAUGUCUGUGCAGGCCGAGGCUGAGCCCCAGAGUCAGCCUUCCCCGAGUAAGGGGCCACCCAAGAUUGUCUUUAGUGAUGCCAGCAAGGACACGGGCCCGAGACCCCCAAGUUCAGGGCCUGGGCCUGGGCCUGGGCAAGCACCUGGAGCCAAGCCUGAGCCUGGGGCUAAAACAGGUCCUGGAUCAGGGCCUGGAGCCAUAGCGAAAACCGGAGGAGCAAGCCCAAAGCCUGGCAAAGCGGAACAUCAGGUAGCAUCAAAGGCUGCUGCCAAGCCAAAGACCACGCCGAAGGAAAGGGUCACCUGCCCACUGUGCCAAGCCGAGCUCAAUGUGGGUGGUAAGGGCCCAGCCAACUAUAACACCUGCACCACCUGCAAGCUCCAAGUGUGCAACCUGUGUGGCUUCAACCCAACACCCCACCUGGUGGAGAAAACAGAGUGGCUCUGUCUGAACUGCCAAACUAAGCGGCUACUGGAGGGUGGUCUGGGAGAGCCGACUCCACUGCCGCUGCCCACCCCACAGCAGCCCCCUGCGGGAACCCCUCACCGUGCAGCUGGAGCAGCCCCUCUGAAGCAGAAAGGGCCACAGGGGUCGGCCCAGCCAUCAGGGCCCCUGACUGCCAAGGCCAGCCCCCUACCCACCAAGGCCAGCCCCCAGCCUACCAAGGCCAGCCCCCUGCCCACCAAGGCCAGCCCCCUACCCACCAAGGCCAGCCCCCAGCCUACCAAGGCCAGCCCCCAGCCUACCAAGGCCAGCCCCCAGCCUACCAAGGCCAGCGUCCAGGCCAAGCCCCCCAGGGCUUCUGAACCCAGCAAGACCUCAAGCAGUGCCCAGGAAAAGAAGACAGGAGCCCCUGCAAAAGCUGAGCCUGUGCUGAAGCCACCUCCAGAGGCCACCACGACCCCUGGAACUCCAAAAGUAAAGAGCGGGGUGAGAAGGACAGAACCCGCCACCACUGUCAUCAAGGCUGGUCCAGAAGCCCCCAAGGGUGGGGAGGCAGAGGAACCAGUCAGCAAGCCUUAUUCUCAGGACCUGUCUCGGAGCCCACAGAGCCUCAGCGACACGGGCUAUUCCUCUGAUGGCGUGUCGAGCUCCCAGAGUGAGAUCACAGGGGUUGUGCAGCAGGAGGUGGAGCAACUUGACAGUGCUGGGGUGUCCCGGCCACGUCCCCCCAGCCCCUCUGAGCUCCACAAGGUGGAGAGCAGCAUGCGGCCUUUGCUGGAGGCCAAGGCAGCGGCCCCCAGUGGGAAGCAGAGCAAAGCACCCAGCAGCGGCACUGUGGAAGAGCAGAAGCGCAGGCCCCACUCCUUGUCCAUCAUGCCUGAGGCCUUCGACUCCGAUGAAGAGCUGGGGGAUAUCCUGGAGGAAGAGGAAUGGGGCCACCAGAGGGACCAGCAGGACACAGCUGAGUCCUCAGAUGACUUUGGUAGCCAGCUGCGACAUGACUAUGUGGAAGACAGCAGUGAGGGGGGCCUGUCCCCUCUCCCUCCCCAGCCUCCAGCCCGGGCGACAGAGCUGACGGAUGAAGAAUUCAUGCGACGGCAGAUCCUUGAGAUGAGUGCGGAGGAAGACAACUUGGAAGACGAUGACACUGCCAUUUCCAGGCAUAGCUUGGCUAAACAUGGCACCCAGAAAGGUAGUUCCAGGCCUAGGCCUGAACCUAGCCAAGAGCCAGCAGCACUGCCCAAGAGGCGUCUGCCCCACAAUGCUACCACAGGCUAUGAGGAGCUGCUCUCGGAGGGGGACCCAGCCGAAGCCACCGAUGGCAGUGGGACCCUGCAAGGUGGGCUCCGUCGCUUCAAGACCAUUGAGCUCAAUAGCACCGGGGGCUAUGGCCAUGAGCUAGAUCUGGGCCAAGGCCCUGACCCCAGUCUGGACAGAGAGCCCGAGCUGGAGAUGGAGAGCCUGACGGGCUCCCCUGAGGACCGCUCCCGUGGGGAGCACUCCUCCACCUUGCCUGCCUCCACACCCAGCUACACAUCGGGCACCUCCCCCACGUCCCUUUCUUCCCUGGAGGAGGACAGCGACAGCAGUCCCAGCCGCCGGCAACGGCUAGAAGAAGCAAAGCAGCAACGCAAAGCCCGGCAUCGCUCCCACGGCCCCCUGCUGCCCACCAUCGAGGACUCCUCUGAAGAGGAGGAGCUGCGGGAAGAAGAAGAGCUGCUGCGGGAGCAGGAGAAGAUGCGGGAGGUGGAACAGCAGCGCAUCCGAAGCACAGCCCGCAAGACCCGACGAGACAAGGAAGAGCUGAGGGCCCAGCGGCGACGUGAGCGCUCCAAGACCCCCCCCAGUAACCUGUCACCCAUCGAGGAUGCGUCCCCCACAGAGGAGCUGAGGCAGGCUGCCGAGAUGGAGGAGCUGCACCGCUCCUCUUGCUCUGAGUACUCCCCCUCCCCCUCCCUGGAUUCCGAGGCGGAGGCUGUGGAUGGCGGCCCCUCCCGGCUGUAUAAAUCGGGCAGCGAGUACAACCUGCCCACCUUUAUGUCCCUCUACUCUCCAACGGAGACGCCCUCAGGCAGCUCUAUAACCCCCAGUUCCGGACGGCCCCUCAAAAGCGCGGAGGAGGCCUAUGAGGAGAUGAUGAGAAAAGCUGAGCUGCUCCAGCGACAGCAAGGCCAAUUGGCAGGAGCCCGGGCACCCCAUGGUGGCCCCCCUCAGCCUGCAGGACCCCGGAGCCAAGGCUCCUUUGAAUAUCAAGACACCCCAGACCAUGAUUAUGGCAGGACCACUCAGUCGGCCGCAGAGGGCACACCAGCCACCCUGGGAGCAACUGUGUAUGAGGAGAUUCUUCAGACAUCCCAGAGCAUAGCCCGCAUGCGCCAGGCCUCCUCCAGGGACCUGGCCUUCACGGAGGACAAGAAGAAGGAGAAGCAGUUUCUGAAUGCCGAGAGCGCAUACAUGGACCCAAUGAAGCAAAAUGGUGGCCCACUGACCCCCGGGACCAGUCCCACCCAGCUCGCGGCGCCUGUGUCGUUCGCCGCCUCCACUUCCUCUGACAGUACCGGAGGCCGAGUUAUUCCUGAUGUCCGUGUCACUCAGCACUUUGCAAAGGAGCCCCAGGAUCCCCUCAAGCUGUACAGCUCUCCUGCCUCCCCGAGUUUAGCCUCGAAGGAGGUCGGGACGUCUUCCCAGAGCCCUGCGACCCCAGCCUCUACAGCUGUGGCUCCUUGUCCCGCGAGUGUCCCACGAGGGUAUAUAACUCCAUCCUCCCCAGCUGGCUCCGAGCGCAGUCCUUCACCCUCUUCCACAGCUCGGAGCUACGGACAGACCCCAACCACUGCAAACUAUGGGUCUCAAACGGAGGAGCUACCCCAGGCUCCCGGUGGCCCCACUGUAGGUGGAUGGGCCACCAGAGAGAAGCCCUUGAGUGGGAUCGAGGGUGAGGCUGGCACUCCCCAACCUUCCCGGGCCUAUUCCUACUUUGCUGGAUCGAGUCCACCUCUCUCUCCAUCUUCUCCCUCCGAUAGCCCCACAUUCUCUCCAGGUAAACUGGGCCCAAGGGCCACAGCAGAGUUCUCUACACAGACACCAAGCCCAACCCCUGCCUCGGACAUGCCCCGGAGCCCGAGUGCACCCACUCCCUCUCCCAUGGUAGCCCAAGGCACACAAACACCACACCGACCCAGCACACCUCGCCUGGUGUGGCAGCAGCCAUCUCAAGAGGCGCCCAUUAUGGUCAUCACGCUAGCAUCAGAUGCCUCCAGCCAGACCAAGAUGGUACAUGCCAGUGCCUCCACCUCCCCGCUCAGCUCACCUCCAGACACCCAAGCCACCAGCCACAGCUACAGCCAGACAACACCUCCGAGUGUGCCGCAGCUGACCCCGGAGCCACCUGGGCCGCCCGGCUUCCCACGAGCACCGAGCGCUGGUGCGGAUGGGCCUCUGGCCCUGUAUGGGUGGGGCGCCCUCCCUGCCGAAAACAUUUCCCUGUGCCGGAUCUCUUCUGUGCCCGGAACAUCUAGAGUUGAGCCAGGCCCCAGGCUCCCUGGCAGUGCGGUGGUGGACCUCCGCACGGCUGUCAAACCCACACCUAUCAUCCUCACCGAUCAAGGCAUGGAUCUGACCUCUCUCGCUGUCGAAGCGAGGAAGUAUGGCCUUGCCUUGGAUCCGAUUCCAGGACGGCAGUCGACCACGGUACAACCUUUGGUCAUCAAUCUGAAUGCCCAAGAACAGACCCAUACUUUCCUAGGCACUGCCACCACCGUGAGCAUCACCAUGGCCUCCUCGGUACUUAUGGCUCAACAAAAGCAACCCGUGGUCUACGGAGACCCCUUCCAGAGCCGGCUUGAUUUUGGCCAAGGUUCAGGUAGCCCCGUGUGCCUGGCACAGGUCAAGCAAGUCGAACAGGCUGUCCAAACAGCUCCCUACCGAAGUGGACCCCGGGGAAGACCCCGGGAGGCCAAGUUUGCCAGAUACAAUCUGCCCAACCAGGUAGCCCCCCUGGCCAGAAGAGACGUUUUGAUUACGCAGAUGGGCACUGCCCAGAGUGUUAGCCUCAAACCGGGAUCAGGGCCAGAGCCUGGGGUCGAACCCCACCGGGCCGUUCCAGAGCUACGGUCACACGCCACGCCCAGUGCCAGGAAGCCACACCCAGUGGUGGUCCAGGUGGGAGAGGGUGCAGCAGGCACCGUCACCACGCUGCUCCCAGAGGAGCCAGUGAAUGCCCUGGACCUCACCGGCAUGAGGCCCGAGAGCCAGCCGGCCUGCUGUGACAUGGUCUACAAGUUCCCCUUUGGCAGUAGCUGUACCGGCACCUUCCACCCCACCCCCAGUGCACCCGAGAAGAGUGUGGCAGAUGCCGCCCCACCUGGCCAAAGCAGUGGCCCCUUCUAUAGUCCCCGGGAUCCUGAGCCCUCGGAACAUCCCACCUACCGGGCACCUGAGGAACAGAGGCCCUACCCACAGGGCCUCCCUGGCAGAUUAUACUCGUCCAUGUCUGACACCAAUCUGGCUGAAGCUGGCCUCAAUUACCAUGCCCAAAGGAUCGGACAGCUCUUCCAGGGCCACGGCCGCGACUCCGCGGUGGACCUCAGCUCACUGAAACACUCCUACAGCCUGGGCUUUGCAGAUGGACGCUACCUAGGCCAGGGCCUGCAGUACGGCUCCUUCACAGACCUGCGCCAUCCCACAGAUCUUUUGGCUCAUCCUCUCCCCCUGCGGCGCUUCAGCUCAGUGUCCAACAUCUACUCGGAUCCCAGGUAUGGCCCACGGGGCGACGCAGUUGGCUUUCAGGAGGCCAGCCUGGCCCAGUAUAGUGCCACGACGGCCCGGGAGAUCAGCCGCAUGUGUGCCGCCCUCAACUCCAUGGAUCAAUAUGGCGGACGGCAUGGCACUGGUGGUGGGGGCCCUGAUCUUGCUCAGUACCAGCCUCAGCAUGGGCCCAGUGCCCCUCAGGGUCUAGCUCCCCUUAGACCCGGCCUCCUUAGCAACCCCACUUUCCCAGAAGGCCAUCUGAGCUCUGGAAACCUGGCUCAGUACGCCCCAGCAGCAGGCCAGGGGACAGCAGUCCACCAGCUGUUGCCGUCCACGGCCACUGUGCGUGCAGCCGACGGCAUGAUCUACUCUACGAUCAACACUCCAAUUGCUGCCACCCUGCCCAUCACCACCCAGCCCGCCUCCGUGCUGAGGCCCAUGGUUCGCAGCGGCAUGUACAGGCCUUAUGCGUCCGGGGCAGUCACAGCUGUGCCCCUCACCAGCUUGGCACGUGUGCCCAUGAUCGCCCCUCGGGUCCCCCUGGGGCCCGCAGGGCUCUACCGAUACCCUGCACCAAGUCGAUUCCCUAUUGCCUCUGGCGUCCCGCCUGCCGAGGGACCUGUCUAUCUAGGAAAACCUGCAGCUGCUAAGGCCCCAGUGGUAGGGAGCUCACCCAGACCAGAGCUUCCAGCAGGGGCUGCACGGGAAGAACCUCUUUCUACAACCUCUUCUCCUCCCACCAAGGAAACCACAGUUGCCCCUACCCCUGCCCCAGCAGCUGGUCAAAAGCCACCAGCAGCAGAUGCUGCGGUGGCCGGUAGCCGGCCUGGACACGAGAAGGAAGAAGUAUCUCAGGAAGAGCGGCAGCGGAAGCAGCAGGAGCAGCUGCUGCAGCUGGAGCGGGAGCGGGUGGAGUUGGAGAAGCUGCGCCAGCUGCGGCUGCAGGAGGAGCUGGAGCGGGAGCGGGUGGAGCUGCAGAGGCACCGUGAGGAAGAGCAGCUGCUGGUGCAGCGGGAGUUGCAGGAGCUGCAGACCAUCAAGCACCACGUGCUGCAGCAGCAGCAAGAAGAACGGCAGGCUCAGUUCGCACUGCAACGCGAGCAGCUUGCGCAGCAGCGCCUGCAGCUGGAACAGAUUCAGCAGCUGCAGCAGCAGCUGCAGCAGCAGCUCGAGGAACAGAAGCAGCGACAAAAGGCACCCUUCCCCGCGGCCUGUGAGGCACCCAGCCGAGGGCCUCCAGCUGCAACUGAGAUGGCCCAGAAUGGCCAGUACUGGCCACCCCUGACCCAUGCAGCCUUCAUUGCCGUAGCGGGGACGGAGGGGCCCGGGCAGCCUCGUGAACCCAUGCCCCAUCGAGGACUCUCCAGCUCUGCUUCAGACAUGUCGCUGCAGACGGAGGAGCCGUGGGAGGCCAGCCGAAGCGGCAUCAAAAAGCGGCAUUCCAUGCCACGCCUGAGGGAUGCUUGCGAGCAGGAGUCAGGGCCUGAGCCUUGCCUGGUCAAGAGAAUCGCAGACAGCAGUGUGCAGACGGACGAUGAGGAUGGGGAUGGCCGCUACCUCCUGACUCGGAGACGCAGGACGCGCAGGAGUGCUGACUGCAGUGUGCAGACAGAUGACGAGGACAACGCUGAUUGGGAGCAGCCCGUACGCCGCCGCCGGUCCCGCCUCUCCCGUCACUCCGACUCCAGCUCGGACAGCAAGCACGAGGCCAUGGCCGCCGCCGCUGCAAGGGCCAUGAGCAGUGUGGGCAUCCAGACCAUCAGUGACUGCUCCGUGCAGACGGAGCCUGACCAGCUGCCCAGGGUCUCUCCAGCUAUUCAUAUCACAGCCGCCACCGACCCCAAGGUGGAGAUCAUCAGGUACAUCUCGGCACCCGAAAAGACUGGGCGUGGGGAGAGCUUGGCCUGCCAGACGGAACCAGAUGCCCAGCCCCAGGGCAUGGCCGGGACACAACUUGUAGGGCCAACUGCCAUCAGCCCUUAUCUGCCUGGCAUCCAGAUCGUCACGCCCGGAGCCCUGAGCAGAUUUGAAAAAAAGAAGCCAGAUCCUUUGGAGAUUGGGUACCAAACCCACCUCCCCCCGGAGUCCCUCUCCCAGCUGGUGAGUCGUCAGCCUCCGAAAUCUCCCCAGGUUCUCUACUCACCGGUCUCACCCCUGUCCCCGCAUCGGCUCCUGGACACCUCGUUUGCUUCCAGCGAGAGGCUGAACAAGGCUCACGUGAGUCCUCAGAAGCACUUCACCACCGACAGCGCUCUCCACCAGCAGACGCUGCCUCGCCCCAUGAAGACCCUGCAGCGGUCCUUGUCUGACCCUAAACCCCUCAGCCCCACCGCCGAGGAAUCUGCCAAAGAGAGAUUCUCCCUCUACCAGCACCAGGGGGGACUGGGUAGCCAGGUGUCGGCGCUGCCACCCAACGGCCUGGCCCGCAAGGUGAAGCGGACACUGCCCAGCCCCCCUCCAGAGGAGGUUCACCUUCCCCUGGCUGGCCAGGCCCCCCCCCAGCUGUACGCAGCCAGCCUGCUGCAGCGAGGGCUGGCGGGACCCACCACCGUCCCUGCUACCAAGGCCAGCCUUCUCCGGGAGCUGGACCGGGACCUGCGCCUGGUGGAGCACGAGUCCACUAAGCUGCGCAAGAAACAGGCAGAGCUGGAUGAGGAAGAGAAGGAGAUCGAUGCCAAGCUCAAGUACCUCGAGCUGGGCAUCACCCAGCGCAAAGAGUCUUUGGCCAAAGACCGGGGUGGCCGUGACUAUCCGCCUUUACGUGGCCUUAGCGGGCAUCGUGACUACCUGUCUGACAGCGAGCUCAACCAGCUGCGUCUCCAGGGGUGCCCGACCCCCACCGGGCAGUAUGUGGAUUUUGCGGCCACUGCCGCUGCGCCCAUCACCCCGUCCGGCCCCGCUGCUUUCCAGCAGAGCCGGUUCCCACCUCCGACCCCACAGUACGCUACAGGCGGUAGUGGGCCAACUCAGAAUGGGUUUCCAGCCCACCAGCCUCCCGCCUACUCCGGCCCCAGCACAUACCCAGCCCCUGCCUACCCUCCUGGCACUGGUUACUCAGCCGAGCCUGGCUUGCCAACCCAGCAGGCCUUCCGCCCUCCAGGCCACUACACAGCCCAAACACCUAUGCCAACCACACAGAGCACCGGUUACCCAGUCGCAGCCGACAGCCGGGCCUCUCAGCAGAAGCCCCGUCAGACCUCACUGGCUGAUUUGGAGCAGAAAGUCCCCACCAACUAUGAGGUGACGAUGGCGACCAUGCCAUCUGCCUCCUCUGAAAUGGGCUACAGUGGUGCAGCGGUGAGCAGCGGCUAUGAGCAGAGCAAAAGCACCGAGCUUCCCCGGGCCAGUGUGAGCCAGAGCCCAGCUCCCACCUACCCCUCGGACUCCCAUUACACCAAUCUGGAACAGAACGUUCCUCGGAAUUAUGUGAUGAUCGAUGACAUUAGCGAGCUCACCAAGGAGAGCACCCCCAGUGGGCCUGACAGCCAGCGGCUGGAGCCCUUGGGGCCAGGCAGCAGUGGGCGCCCUGGGAAGGAGCCUGGAGAACCAAGUGUCCUUGAGGCACCCACGCUGCCCUGCUGCUAUGGCAGAGGGGAGGAGGAGUCUGAGGAGGACUCGUAUGACCCCCGUGGGAAGGUGGGGCAUCACCGGAGCACGGAGAGCAAUGGCCGAUCCACCAGCACCCACUACUAUGGUGACAGCGACUACAGACAUGGAGCUCGAGCAGAGAAGUACGGCCCGGGGCCUGUGGGGCCUAAACACCCCUCCAAAAGCCUGGCCCCAGCUGCCGUCUCUUCCAAGCGUAGCAAGCACCGGAAGCAGGGCAUGGAGCAAAAGAUCUCCAAGUUCUCGCCCAUCGAAGAGGCCAAGGAUGUCGAGUCGGACCUGGCUUCUUACCCUUCACCUGCCGUCAGCAGCAGCCUAGCGUCUCGGGGCAGGAAGUUCCAGGAUGAAAUCACCUAUGGGCUCAAGAAGAAUGUGUACGAGCAGCAGAGGUAUUACGGGGUGUCCAGCCGGGAUGCAGCCGAGGAAGAUGAUCGCAUGUACAGUGCAAGCAGCCGGUCCCGGAUGACCUCUGCCUAUAGUGGGGAGAAGCUCUCCAGCCACGAUUACAGUGGCCGAAGCAAAGGGUAUGAAAGGGAACGCGAGACUGUGGAACGACUUCAAAAGGCAGGUCCCAAGCCUUCUUCUCUGAGCAUGGCCCAUGGCCGGGCACGGCCCCCCAUGAGAAGCCAGGCCUCUGAGGAAGAGAGCCCUGUCAGCCCCCUGGGGCGGCCUCGUCCCGCUGGGGGUACCCUCCCUCCUGGGGACACCUGUCCACAGUUCUGCUCCAGCCACUCUAUGCCUGACGUCCAGGAACACGUCAAGGAUGGACCACGGACCCAUACUUAUAAGCGUGAGGAGGGCUACAUCCUCGAUGAUUCCCACUGCGUGGUUUCUGACAGUGAAGCGUAUCACCUGGGCCAGGAGGAGACGGACUGGUUCGAUAAGCCCCGGGAUGCCCGCUCUGACCGAUUUAGGCACCAUGGGGGCCAUACAGUCUCCUCCUCCCAGAAGCGAGGCCCUGCCAGGCACAGCUACCAUGACUACGAUGAGCCCCCUGAGGAAGGCCUGUGGCCUCCCGAUGAGGGCGGCCCAGGUCGCCAUGCCUCAGCCAAGGAACACCGGCACCACAGUGACCACGGGAGACACUCAGGCCGCCAUGCCGGGGAGGAGCCUGGACGGCGUGCUGCCAAACCACACGCUCGAGACAUGGGUCGCCAUGAGGUCCGGCCCCACUCUCAGCCAAGCUCGGCCCCAGCCAUGCCGAAGAAGGGUCAGCCCGUGUACCCCAGCUCUGCUGAGUACUCCCAGCCCUCCCGGGCUCCAUCAGCCUACCAUCAUGCCUCCGAUAGCAAGAAGGGCUCCCGGCAGACCCACUCUGGGUCUGCUGCACCGCAGCCAAAGCCAGAACCCCAAGCACAGCCCCCGCUGCAAGGUCGGCAGGCAGCUCCGGGGCCCCAGCAAUCCCAGCUGCCGCCAUCGAGGCAGAUGCCCUCCGGGGCAGCAUCCCGGCAGCCACAGAUGCAGCAGCAGCAGCAACAGCAGCAACAGCAGCAGCAGCAACAGCAACAAGCUCUUGGGCAGCAACCUCCCCCCCAGCAGGUCCCAUCACAGGCUCGAUUGCAGCAGCAGAGCCAGCCAACCGCCAGGGCCUCAGCUCCUGCUGCCAGUCAGCCCACGGGGAAGCCGCAGCCAGGUCCCACGGCCACGCCGGGCCCCCAGCCAGCAGGACCGCCACGGGCAGAGCAGGCAAAUGGCCUUAAAGGGACAGUCAAGGCACCCCAACAGGGGAGGGCUCCUCAGGCCCAGCCAACACCAGGACCUGGAGCCGCAGGUAUGAAGGCUGGAGCCAGGCCCGGAGGGCCCCCAGGGGCUCCUGCUGGUCAGCCAGGUGCUGAUGGGGAAAGCGUGCUGUCCAAGAUCCUCCCGGGUGGGGCAGCCGAGCAAGCCGGAAAGCUGACUGAAGCUGUCUCUGCUUUUGGCAAAAAAUUUUCCUCAUUUUGGUGACCGUGCCCAGCAGGGUUCUUAAAGACAUAAAGAGAGAUAUCAUUGCUGUGGAAAAAUCUCUGGAGUGCAAGGCCUGGGCGCAGCUCUGGACUCUGCGUAUAACAGUGAGUGUUGACCAAGGUGGGAUGGGACAGAGAAGGGCGCAGGGGGUCAAGGCCGGGGUGAAUGAGCCACCCUCUACAAAGGACCUAAUGGACUUCUCCAAUAGCCCCUUGGGACACAGGCCGAUAUGCUGUCUGAGAUGGGGAAAGGGCCCCCAAGUGAAGCCAACACAGUACCAUACAACUGGAGCUUUAUACGCUAGGCACUGAGUCCAGAAUUAUCUUGGAGAACAGGGAGGCCAUUGGCUCCUGUGGGAGACAUGUCAGUUUCCUGGUACUGAUGCCCUUUGCCAGAGUCCCCAAAUUCUGCAGAGCUUAGAAACUUUGAUCAUAAGGACAAGACAUUGUUGGCUUUAUGGGGUGAACUUGUAGCUUAUAGAUGGAAAUGAGGCAGACAGAAAGAGGACAUACAGGAAAAAGGGGUCACCGGCCAAGCAGUCUUAGCCCCAGACUAGAUCAUCCUGGGGUGACAACAGAAGGAGAAGGGUCCUAGUUCUGUCUGGGCUGCAGUGGCCAAAGUAGAAUGGGAUGCCACCUCUUGGAGUUUGCCUGGGCCCUGGCUUGGGCCCUACUUCUGCAGGGCCAAGGGUGGGGGUGAGAGGAGAAAGGCCUCAUUCAGGGUGGUAGAGAGAAUAGCCUGGCUGUUGCUGACACUAUGUGCAUAGGCAGGGACCACUUCUAAUCACCCCAUAGCCCUGCGGCCUUUCCCUCCCUAUCCUUUGCCACUUUAGCCUUAACAAUAUGGAAACAGGGCUGGGAAGGUGGCUUGGUGAUAGAGUGCUUGCUUUGCAUGC
This is a messenger RNA of Perognathus longimembris pacificus (Pacific pocket mouse), 12985 nucleotides long. RefSeq names its product bassoon presynaptic cytomatrix protein (gene Bsn). Lineage: Eukaryota; Metazoa; Chordata; Mammalia; Rodentia; Heteromyidae. The record is from RefSeq and is a predicted model, not a curated record. Gene Ontology annotation, cellular component: cytoskeleton of presynaptic active zone; GABA-ergic synapse; glutamatergic synapse. Gene Ontology annotation, biological process: protein localization to synapse; presynaptic active zone assembly. The transcript has 12 exons. Gene Ontology annotation, molecular function: metal ion binding; structural constituent of presynaptic active zone. The coding region runs from base 1 to 12090 and encodes 4029 amino acids.